AUGACGCAACGGGUCACCGGCCAGCGCUUUCGCCAGCGCAAGCUGUCUACCAAGCAGAACCUACCUGUGCUGCGCGAGAAUGAGGUCGAGAAGCUCCCCGACGACGACGCGAGCCGCCACAUUCCUAAGGUCGAGACUGGCGUGGAAAAAGGAGAGGAAAUUGUGACUGUCAUAUCCGCCGCGCAAGCAGCAGCUCAAGGCGGCGGCAAGGCCGCCCAUCUCUACAUCCCCACACCAGAUGCCGUCGCAAGCAAGCUGCAAUAUGAAGACCUCUAUCCAAGGCACUUCACACAACCUGCAACCUAUAUUCGCUUCUCCUCCACCGUAGAGGAUAUGAUAGGAUGUCCGUAUUGCAUGACUGCCGAAGAUGUCGCCUGGCUCAAGAAGUACAACGAGAAGAAAAGCAAGGGCGUGCAGUGUUCCGAGGAUGAGUUCGAACAGGUGAUGAACUUCUUCGAGGAGGCUACCCAGACAAAGCAGCCCUACGCCGCAGUCGACAAUUCGCCAGUUCUUUCGUAUGAGGAUCUUGAAGCCGAGUUCGACGAAACAAUCAGCGAACCAUCGAGGCGGUUCGCGAAGGACAUCUAUCAGCACUGGAAGGAUGAGCGUUUGCGGAGAGGCAAUCGCUCAUUAAUGCCAACGCUCAAGUUCGAAACGAACCUAGAAACUGAUGAUGCAGAUCCCUACGUGUGCUUCCGACGUCGUGAGGUACGGCAGGUCAGAAAGACGCGCGGUCGCGAUGCGCAGGUAACCGAGAAGUUGAAGAAGCUGAGGAAGGAGCUGGAGGAAGCAAGGCUAUUGAUGUCAUACGUCAAGCGCCGAGAGCUUCUGAUUCGCGACCAACUUGCCAUGGACAAGCUGAUCUUCGAGCAACGGAGUGCGGUCAAGGAGAUCAAGAGGAAGCUUAGCAUCAAAGGUGAUGACGAAGAGCUCCUCAUCAACCAGAAGCCCGCUCCAAAGCCGAAGCCGAGAGUCGACAUGCAGGCCGUCCAGAGGGGUAUCCCUGGCAUGGGUCCUAAACCCCAAGUCACUCGUCCUGAUGGUCGUCUCGUUGAUUCUGACAUGGUGUCCCUGGAUGACCAACUCGCCAAGAAAUCGGAGAUGAUCGACGGAUUUAUCGAAGAGAACCUGAACAAACACCAGAAAUGGAAUGUUGGUUGGGUCGAUGCGACAUGGCGUCCAAUCACGCCACCACUAGAACAGUCUGCCGCAAAGUCCGAUUUCCGUCGUGUCUUCACAGACUCUCAGCUGCCGACACCACCAGCUUCCGUGUCGUCCGAAGAAGCUGGCGAUGCGAUGGCUGUUGAACGAGCGAAUAAGCAGGUUGAGCCGCGCAGAAGCGCUCGGAUACGGUUUGCUACACCUCCAGAUGACGUGCCAUACCAAGAUCAAUCUCGGUUCCGCCGAAGAACCGGUCGUGGUGGUCGGGUAAUGAUUGAUCGUCGUGGUGUGAAGCGCCAAAAGCUUGAGGCAAUUGACGAGAGGGUUGCUGAUAGGUGGAAAUUCGCCGGAGACAGCAGCGAGGACGAACAGACUUAUCCCGUAGACUGGACCGACAAUCUGCACAUCCGAUACCGCAUCAUGAUCGAGCGACAGGGCGAGAAACAACACGCCCAAGCAACCGCGGCUGCAGCUGCGGCGCACAACCGAAGAUCGAUCGAAAACCACAACCGGUCGGCGUCCGGACACCUAAUGCCCCCAACUCCAACGAACACCGGAUGA
Molecule: messenger RNA, 1722 nt
Organism: Trematosphaeria pertusa
Lineage: Eukaryota; Fungi; Ascomycota; Dothideomycetes; Pleosporales; Trematosphaeriaceae
Exons: 3
Coding region: 1-1722 (573 amino acids)
Biological process (GO): regulation of transcription by RNA polymerase II
Cellular component (GO): piccolo histone acetyltransferase complex
Source: RefSeq, a predicted model, not a curated record